CGGACAGACACCUCAGCCAAAUUCACAUUGAGUCCAGUCACACUGAGAGAACAGUUCAUCAGUCUUUUUAUUUGUUUUCGUUUUAUGUGUCUCCCCUCAAUUAAGUUGAAGAGAGCUUAGUUUGGGGACAGCAGAAUCGUCUUCAAAACAUUUCAAGCAUGACUUUGGAUAAUAACGGAUUUUGAAGUGUCAAACUGCGUCUCAGACUUCCAGAAAAUAACGACAGACACCAGCUCUCACAGGUCCACAGCAGGAGAAUCACGAGGACUGCUGGGGGGGGAAAUCAACGGAACAGACAUCUGCAUCUCCACCAGGUCGGGAUGGGGCAUUUCUCCAGUGUCUGGUGGUCUAUAUUGAUGAUGCUCUUCUUCUCUCUGCCCAAGGUGGACUGCAUGAAGGAGAGUGUGCCUAGAGUUAAACUUGGCUACAAAGAGCUGAUCCAUUCUCAAAGUGUGGUGCCAUUUGUGGGUUCCAGCCACGGACAGCAGUUUCAGACGGUACUUUUGGAUGAGGAGAGAAGCCGAUUAUUGCUGGGAGCCAAAGACCAUAUUUACCUACUGGACCCAGACAACAUCAAUAAACACCCCAAAAAGCUGAGUUGGCCAGCUCCAAGAGACAGGGUGGAAAUGUGUAUGCUUGCUGGAAAAAACCCUCUUACUGAAUGUGCUAAUUUCAUAAGAGUUUUGCACAGCUAUAACCGAACCCAUAUCUAUGCCUGUGGCACUGGAGCCUUCCACCCCACCUGUGCUUUCUUAGAGGUCAAAGGUCACAAAGAGGACAGCUGGUUGCACCUCCACAGCAACACUGUGGAAUCUGGCCGAAUGAAAUGUCCUUUUGAUCCACUCCAGCCUUUUGCUUCAGUACUCACAGAUCAGUAUCUCUACGCUGGCACAGCGUCUGAUUUCCUGGGCAAGGACAGCACGUUUAGCCGCUCUCUUGGCCCGACCCCUGACCAGCAGUACAUUCGCACAGACAUCUCUGAGGACUACUGGAUCAACGAGGGCAAGUUUAUUUCCGCCCAUCCCAUCGCGGACACCUACAACCCUGACGAUGACAAGAUUUACUUCUUUUUCCGUGAGGCUUCCCGUGAUGGGAGCACUGCAGAUAAGAGUGUGGUGUCUCGCGUCGCCCGAAUCUGCCGGAAUGAUGUUGGGGGUUUGAGAAGUCUUACCAACAAGUGGACAACAUUCCUCAAAGCAAGACUUGUGUGCUCCAUUCCUGGACCAGAUGGAGUGGACACACACUUUGAUGAGCUGCAGGACAUCUUUCUCCUCCCUAGCAGAGAUGAGAGAAAUCCAAUGGUGUACGGAGUGUUCACCACCACCAGAUUUCUGCUCGAGAGGCUGCGCGAGGGUCAACAGUACAACCUUACCACUGAAAUCACUUCACACUCCAGCACAGGUGGUGGCGGUAUGCACCAUAAAGUUGGUAUGCAACCCGCCAAUAAAUCCCUAGAAGAAGAAGAAGAAGAAGAAGAAGAAGAAGAAGAAGAAGAACAGUUAUGA
Molecule: messenger RNA, 1505 nt
Organism: Pimephales promelas (fathead minnow)
Lineage: Eukaryota; Metazoa; Chordata; Actinopteri; Cypriniformes; Leuciscidae
Source: RefSeq, a predicted model, not a curated record